CUCGGCCAGUCACGCGCCACGUUUUCAAACGCAGCAGGUAUGCAGCAACCGCCGGUCUCCAUGGUAACCCCCUUGACAGCGCGCUGCCAUUGGUCGAAUCAAACCCGCUCGGCCCGCUCAUUGGCUGCCUCGGACGGGAUUUAAUACAUUCAAACAGAGGGCGGGAUGUUCGGACGCUGAGCGGAAGCAGGAGGCCCCGGCUACGCAGAGUACUCCGGCCAAGGCGUUAACUCGCACCUUACAGACUCCGCUCUCUCUCUCAGGGCUCCCCGACCCGCCGUCACCGCGCCUCACCGAUGGCCUCGCAGAAUGUAGAUCCGGCUGCUGCCUCCUCCGCCGCAGCCCGCAAGGGGAAGGAACAAGGCGCCGCGGCCGCCAGGGGUUCUGUGGGCAAGAGGUGAGAUCCCGGCAUCCCCGUCCUGCGCAGGCUGGGAGCAACGGCCAGCAAAACUGCAACUGCAGAACUACAACUCCCGUGAUGCUCUCUUAGCCUUGGCGGUAGCAGAGCAUCAUGGGAUUUGUAGUUCUUUAAGCUGAGUUUCCCUUUAACUAGCUGCUCAUUAAUGCAUUGUAUUCCUCUAACUCCCUGAAUGAUUUAUAAUGGGAUGGGGCAUGUAGUCCAAGGCUGAGAGCCUGAGAAAAAUCACUGAGCUAUUAACCAAUUAAAGGGACACUCCGGGCACCAAAACUGCUACAUCUAAAUGAAGUUGUUAUGGUGCCAGGAAGCUAACACCCCAAAGUUUGUCUUCCACCUCCUAGCCCCCCCAAAAGUGGUUUCCGUCUUAUGACAUUCCACUUUUUAGAAAGUGGACAGUUGUUAUGGUGCCAGGAAGCUAACACCCCAAAGUUUCCUCCAGCAGGAAUGUCUAUCCCCCCCCCCCCCUUCCAAAAGUGGUGUCCGUCUUAUGACAUUCCACUUUUUAGAAAGUGGACAGUUGUUAUGGUGCCAGGAAGCUAACACCCCAAAGUUUCCUCCAGCAGGAAUGUCUAUCCCCCCCCCCCCAGCCUUCCAAAAGUGGCGUCUGUCUUAUGACAUUUCACUUUUUAGAAAGCGGACACUCGGCCAAUCAGUGGUUUAAAAUUCUUAAAACUGUCUUGGAAAUAAAGUGUAAGCUUGUUUGAACAGGGUUGUCAUCAACCUAUUGUUACCGUAACGUUUUGUGAUGGUCUUGUUUAUUGUUCAAUAGUUCCCCCUUUUUUAUAAUAUUGCCAUGCGCUGCGGUAUAAGUUGGUGCUAUAUAAAUGCCAAUAAUAACGGUAGUAAUUUUUUUUUUUUUUUUCUUGCAGGUUACAGCAGGAACUGAUGACUCUGAUGGUGAGUAUCUGACUGUUUAGUUGCUGUGGAGGAUGGGUGAUGUUACUGAGCUGACUUUUGAAAUUGACAUUUUUUAUUUUUUUUUGUCUUUAGAUGUCUGGUGAUAAAGGGAUCUCUGCUUUCCCAGAAUCUGAUAACCUGUUUAAGUGGAUUGGGACCAUUGAUGGAGCUGUGGACACUGUAAGGAAAUUUACAAUCCUAAUGUAAUGCUGGCUAACUCUUCAAGAGCACGAUCUAGUUGUAUGAUGAGUAUAGUUAACUGUUUAUUAACCCCCUUGGCCACCAUGAGCUGAUGCAUUAUUCUGUCAAAUGGACUGCUGUAGGUUGACUUAUUCUGUAGCAGUUUAAAGGAACACUAUAGUCCCCUAAACAAGUCUAGCUUAAUGAAGCAGUUUUAGUGUAUAGAUCAUGCCUCUCAGGUUUCACUACUCAAUCCUCUGCCAUUUAUGAGUUAAAUCACUUUGUUUCUGUUUAUGCAGCCCAAGCCACACCUCCCCUGGCUCUGAUUGACACAGCCUGCAUGGGGGAAAAACUGGUUUCACUUUCAAUCCGCUGUAAUUUACCUUAAACAAUUCUAUAUAUUGCUCUGUAAAUGUAACUUUAAACAUACAGGAGACUUACAAAGUUUAGCACGCUAUUAAUGUAGCUGGGGAUAAGAAAAUCUAAAUUAAAUAGAACUUGCAAUAAAGGAAGGAUAAAAAUUAGAUGACUCUUUACAGGAAAUGUUUAGGAAGGCUGUGCAAGUCACAUGCAGGGAGGUAUGACUAGGGUUUAAUAAAGUGAUUUAACUCCUAAAUGGCAGAUAAUUGAGCAUUGCAGGAGCAUUAUCUAUACACCAAAACUGUUUCAUUAAGCUAAAGUUGUUUUGGUGACUAAUGUAGCUUUAACUAUUUUUAUGUAUUUUGUGCAUCUCAUAAAUGGCCGUUAAUUGAGCGGUUAGAUUGAAGACGCAGUGUUUGUACACCAACACGCUCUCAUUAAAAGGGCAUUCAAAACUCUAUAACCAAUAUAGUGACUAUUUCGUGCCCCUGUUAUAAAGAAUCAAUGGGGGAUUCAAUUAGCCCUCUUGAGCUAAGACCUGCAGUACGCUCCAUUUAGUAGUACCUCUGUCUGGGUUGCCCAAUGUAACUUCUUGUGAGACAUGCCCUGAGGAACCAAGGAUUUGAGGGAAGUAACCUUGUAGAGGGCUAAAGUUAUAAUGAAAAGGACUUUCCAAUGUUGGAUGCAUAUUCCUAAUAUUGUAGGUUUUUUUUGGGGGUGUGUCUCACUAUUUUUCUAUCGCGGAAAUGAAUAUCUUUAUAACCUUCUGGGAUCACUGCAUAUUUUGCACUAACUUCCAAUGGGGACAUCACUUGGAUAGCAGUGGCUUGGGAGUGUAGCCGAUAUGAAAUAUACAUACUUGAUGCUCUUCCCUGUAGGUGCUGCUAUCUUACAUAUUCAGCUCCUGGUGCUUCAUCUACCAGGAGCCAUGUUGCUGCUGUACUCUCGCACAUACAAAAUGGUUUAUAGAGGACUGUGGGAGUCUCCAUAGAUAUCCUCUUGCAAUGAGCACAAUAUCUUAUUCCCACAGCAAAAACUAGUGACGGUUUGAAAUGUAACAAAACUUGACAGCAGUAGCUCUGCUGUUUGUCAAGGGAUUUACCAGUAUAUUGACAAAGGCUUGAGCAGGAGUGUCUCGAAGUUUGUUCACCUUCUUUCCAGCCCGAAUUUGCUUCCUUGGCUGAGAGUAUCAAAUUUGACAAUCCGGAUAUUGUGCAUGUGAAUUGAAACAAUGCAUCUCUAUCUGUAGAUUUCAGCACCAGUGUUGAAAAGUGUUUACAUUAGGAAGCCUGCAGGAGCAGGCAAUAUACAUCAGAUCAGCUACAUUAAACUGUAGUUCUGGUGACUAGUAUCCCUGUUUGUGAAACUCCUAAAGGCAAACCACAAACCUCCUGAAGGGAAGGAGGCAUAAGUGGAAUCUGGGUACUAUAACAUAUUUGAGUGUUAUAUGAAGUGGUUUUGGUACCUGGAAUAUCCCUGCAGUGAUAUAUGGAUGGACCGAUCUUGCUACUAAAGGAUUGCCAGAACAUAUACCAGUUCCACUCUGUCUUUGGGUGUUGUGCUUCUUCAGUAGAAAGACCGGAUAAUGUCCACUUUCUGCAUGUGAUAUAGGUAUUGUCUAUCACUGUUAACACAUAGUCUAGAAGGGAUGAUUCACUACCCUAUAAGGGGUUUGAGCCCUUCGACAUACUAGAGAAACGAAUGGAAUGUGGUGAAACACCAGAGGUAAAUGUUAAAAUAGAAGUUUUAAUGACAAACUAAUAAAAACUUAUCCAACUUAUGGCUGUAUGACAGUAAUGUCGUCUAAAAUGAGACGAGGUAAACAGUGAAAUAACUUGUCAAAUGACAAGAUGAACCACAUCCAAAUGGGUGGCAACCAGGACCAGAUUCGAAGGUACAGAUAAUGUGUGGCUAUUGAGUAACUUGCCACCUGAUAUCACUGAAUGCCAAGAAUCCAAUACCAUAUAAAUCAAAUGAUAAGAGGAAAGUCUAAUACAUAAAGUGGGCUAAAAAGUCCACUCUAACAUAUACAUAUCUAAAUCAACUGAUGUAUAUUGAAAGUGGACUAUAUGCAAACUAUGUACAUAUAAUAGAGCAGGUGUAUAUAAUGUAAAUCCUGUAGUUCACGUAUAGGUAUAAGGGAACACAGGGAGGGUGCAUGUGUCAGUUGGUCCCUGCACUUGGUCUAAAGUUUUAGCCAAAGGAUGACUUGCUAGUCCCUACAUAUUUAGCCACGACACGCGUUCCCACCAUAUGAGUGACCCAAAAUAGAUACAAUUGUCUGAAAAAGGUAACUUCUAUCAAGGUUCCUCAACUAAGUAUCCAUGAGAGAGAUUGAGUAAAGUUAAUUAUAAGUAAAAAUGAAACGUGGGACCCUGAGCGGAGGAGUGAAAACUAACAUUAAUAACCACUCUGGCUGAAGGAGGUGCCAUGAGGUUGUGGAACACACAACCUUUCUAAACUGCUUUACAAUUUCUCUUAAAUGUUACUAUAUGAAAGCACGGGUUUCCUGGGUAGGCGAUAAUUGUAAGACUUACUACUCUAGAUUCACGAUUUGUGGUUUUGUGCUUUUUGUAGGUUUAUGAGAGCCUGAGGUACAAGCUCUCACUGGAGUUUCCGAGUGGCUAUCCUUAUAAUGCCCCCACUGUGAAGUUCAUCACACCGUGUUUUCACCCGAACGUAGACACUCACGGAAAUAUUUGUCUUGACAUCCUGAAAGAGAAGUGGUCUGCUCUGUACGAUGUCAGAACUAUCCUUCUAUCUAUUCAAAGUCUCUUAGCAGGUAAGAUAUUUGGACAUGAUGUAGAUACUAUUCCUUGUUUGCUCUGCACCCCAAUCCUCUUAUCAAUGUUAUCGGUAUUGUGUUUUUAAUUAAAAAAUUAUUUUUAUUUUUUAAUGCCUGCCUAAAAAUCUCCCCACAAGUUAAAUUAGACUUAAACUGUCACUUGUGAGACAUGGGCAACUUUCACUGAUUAACUUAAGUGUUAUUUAGAUGUAAUCAAAUGUCGUUAUGCAGAUGAGCAAGAACUCAUUUGAUUAGCAUUUAUGCAGAUUUCUAAGGUUUCAUCACAAGAUUUAUGGAACCUGCUAAUGUAUGUAUAUUUUAAACUGAAUUUCUUUAAUGCAGCAGAGUCACCUGAUUGUCCUUAAUAGGAAAGCUCUUUAAAAUACAGAAAUACUGUAAAUUGUACAGGGGCCAACUUUGUUUUAAAGGAACAGUAAAGGGUGUGUAAUAAAAACCUGUAAUGUUAGAAACACAAUUUAGGUGGCUGGUCCCCCUUGCCCAUCUUACAUAGGGUUAGAACUCACCUUUUUCCAAGCACUGGCUCUGCCCUCAUCUACCUCCUUGGCUGAGAAUUGACCAUAUCAGCCAAUACAAUGCUUUCACAUAGGAAAGAAUUGGUAAGGCUGUUGCACAUGGGUGGCAAAAUGCUGCGCUUGCAAAUCAGAACUUCAUCGUAGAUCCAUUGAUUCAAUGCAUCUUUAUAGGGAAAGUGCUGAAUGUCAGCACUGACCCAGGAGGCACCUCUACUUGCCAUCUGAGUGACUACAGCUGGAGCUGACCCUAGUGAGCAAUGUAAACCCUGCCUUUUCUCCGAAAAUACAGCAUUUACUUUAAAAUGCCUGCAGGGAAAGUAUAGUGUCAGGAAAAAGCUAUUUUCAGCCAGCGGGGUAGACCUAAUGCACAUGCAUGGCAAUGGCCGCGCUUACAUUGGUUCUUCCCUUACCGCAAAGAAUUAUACAAUCUUUCAUGCUGGAUGUCCUCAUGCAUAGCAUGAGGACGUCCAGCGACCAAAAGUCGCUUAACGAUCCAGAAGUCCCUCUAGUGUCUGUAUGGAAAACAGCCGCUAGAGUUGGAGUUAACCCACAAAGGUAAAUUAUUGCAUUUUAUGGAAAACUGCAAUAGCUACCUUUGCAGGGUCACUUCAAUAAGCUAAAGUAGUCUGGGUGCCUAUAGUGUUCCUUUUUAAGCUGCAGUUGUACUGGUGGCUUUAGUGUCCCUUUAAACUCAUUUUGUGGUGCUCUGUUUAUCUUAUUUUAUAUAGCGCCAGCAAAUUCCGUAAUGCUGUACAAUGGGAUAGCUCCUGAAUGGGAACCUGGAUCCCCAGAUUGACGUAGCCUGGCCUCAUUCUAGUGGAAUGGCUAAAGUGCUUUACAUCAUAUCAGGGAUCACUGGCAAUUCUGAGCCGUGAUAUGUUCCUACUGCCACCUUGGCAAUAUCAAAUUCCAGCAUAAGUUUCAAUAACCAGAGUGUUCACUUUGGUAAUGGACUAGCAGAGGACCUAACUUUGGUCAAACUGCUCACGUGGUCUCCCACAUUCUAACUGCACCAUAGCCACUAGCAUGUUGUGGUGUCUAAAGUGAUCCUUUUACACACUGAUAUUGUACUGUAAGAACACAACAGGCUUUAACUUGUAAAUAUUUACCAUAAAGUGACUUGCAUACCAUAACUGUGUGAAAUGUUUGUCAAUGACUGGUGUUGUGUGAACCUAAUGUAUCAAUUUUGUUCACCAGAGCCCAAUAAUGAGAGUCCACUGAAUCCACAUGCUGCAGAGCUAUGGCAGAAUCAGACAGGUAAGUACAUUAUGCCUUUUGCUUGUUCUCUGUAUCGUAGUUGCAUACUGGGUUCUACUGUACCCUGAAGAGCUACUGUACCUCUCAAAUUACAUACUUAUUUGGAGAAGCAUACUUUGGAAUGCCAAAGGUUGCCUAUCCCUGCACCAGGGAUUUCAUACACAGAUGUUGUGGACUACAUCCCCACAAUGUUCUUACUUGUAUUGCUGGCAAAGGAUCUAAGGAGGUGUAGUCCAAAAGGUUGCCUGUGCCUCUUUAGAAUUUGGGGGUAACUUUUUAUUAUUGUUUUUAAAUACAACCCACUCUCCUCACUCAACUUGGUUUUGUCAAACUGGUUCACUUGUAUGGAGUAUUUCAAUCCUUAAGGAACACUUUAACUACCAUAACAAACACUGUAGUGUUGUUGCCAGAAGUGCUCUCAUGUAUCUCCCUUUUAAGUAGUCAAGCUGUUUGUGUUUUUAUCUGGGCCAUGCUAGGUUCUGCUUUUUCAUCUCCCAGUAUUGAGAGCCAGAAAUCUGUGCUAAAGCCCAUGCAUCGCUUAGGUUGGAGCGGGCAGUGCACCUGGUCAAACCAUUCCUGCUUAGGAGUCUCCGUUGGCCCCACAGCCUCCAGAUUCACUGUAUGCUGUAAUGGUAGUUGGAAACGGCACUCAUUACAGAAUGCACUUUCUGACAACCGUUUGACUCCUUACAUUGGUGGGGCACACCUGGCAUCAUAACCACUGUAGCACACCCCUGACCUGUCUAUACUUUGUAAAAAUUUUCAAAAUGCAGUUUGUACUAAAGUUUUUAUUUAGUUAGUGAUUCUAUAAUCCUCAUUUUCAAGAAGGGGGGUGGGGGCACAGGGCUUCACAGGAGGGCUGGCAGGACAUAUAAACUGCUAAAUGGCAUAGGAUUUAGCAGUGAGACUGCAGGGGUAUGGUAUAUACUUAUAGGAACACUAUAGUGCCCUGAGGUUGCCCCCACCCUCAGGGUCCCCCUCCCGCCUGGCUCUGGGGAGAGGAAAGGGGUAAAAACUUACCUUUUUCCAGCGCUGGGCGGGGAGCUCUCCUCCUCCGAUCCUCCUCUUCUCCUCCCAUUCGGUAGAAUGCGCACGAGCUGCGCGCGCAUUCAGCCAGUCACAUAGGAAAGCAUUCAUAAUGCUUUCCUAUGGACGCUGGCGUGCUCUCACUGAAAAUCAGUGAGAAGCACGCAAGCGCCUCUAGCGGCUGUCAGUGAGACAGCCGGUAGAGGAAAUAGGGGAAGGCUUAACCCAUUCAUAAACAUAGCAGUUUUUCUGAAACUGCUAUGUUUAUGGAAAAAAGGGGUUAACCCUAGCUGGACCAGGCACCCAGACCACUUCAUUAAGCUGAAGUGGUCUGGGUGCCUAGAGUGGUCCUUUAAACAUAAAGGGAUACUAUAGUGCUAGGAAUACAGGAGCUUGUGUCUCUCAAUGGAAGAUGUGAUAGGAUCCCAGGUUGGUUUAGCAAACUAUUUAUAUUAGGGAUAUAAAUAUAUUUCUUUGUUUUGGGGAUGGGGUACCAGGCAUUUUUAGCAUCAUAGCUACAAUGUGUUAUAGAAGUUAUACUGCUUGGAGUCUGCCUUUAAACAAGCACUAUAGGCACUCGGACAACUUUAAUCUCAAUUAAGUGGUCUGGGUGCCAUGUCUCCUGUUUUUUAACUCUGCAGCUGAAAUCCUUGCCAUUCUGCAUGAACAGCAGUGUUUUCUCUGCUGGGUUAACCUGCCUCUAGUGGCAGUCAAUCUGACCAUCACUAGAGGAGCUUCCGAGAAAGUGUAAAACUGGUCUCAGACAUCUGAUUGAUGCAGUGUGGAGAUUUGCUACACAUGUGCACUAGCCUCCCAACUCUUUACUCUGGGGAAAGUAUUGGAUUGGUUUAUAAACCCUGAUCUUAGUGUGAGAUUUAAAGUUCAGUUUACAGAGCUGGAGAAAUCUACUAAAAUAGUGUGCUGUAAAAGCUGAUGGCCCAUGAAAGAGUUUGUUCAUGCUGGCUGGGAGGUUUGGUUAGGGCUGCAGGAACAAACGUGACUUCUACAUGGCAGAGAAUUAAACGGUGAGACUGCACUGUGACGUGAUCUGCACACCAAGGCUGCUUCAUUAAAGGACCAUUCUGCUCAAUGAAGUGGUCUGGGUGCCAGUUCACUCUAGUGUUAACCCUGCAGCUGUAAACUUGGCAGUUUCAGAGAAACUGUUUACACUAGGGUUAAUCCAGCCUCUAGUGGCUGUCUCCCCUUCAGCCCAGUGGGAGUGGGAACUUUGGGGUGGGGGGACCUAAAGACCCUAUAGUGCCAGAAAAAACAUUUGUUUUCCUGGCAAUAUAGUGGUCCUUUAAGCUAAAGUUUGUUUUGAUGCAUAAAGUAUCCAUUUUUAAGUGGGUUUUUUUUUUUUCUUCCAGAUUGUAUCUUUGCCUACAUUUUGCCAUUUUAGACUUUUUUUUUAUAAACUACCAUAUGUCCAAGCUAUCGUUAAAGGGACAUUAUAGUCACCCAGACCACUUCAGCUCAAUGAAGUGGUUUGGGUGCCAGGUCCCUCAGAUUGUAACCCUCCAGAUGCAAACAUAGCAGUUUCUCUGAAAAAGCUAUGUUUACAUUUGGGGUUAAACCAGCCUCAAGUGGCUGUCUAUCGGACAGCUCCUAGAGGCAUGUUAUGCCUCCAUCGCGCCGAGCAUCCAUAGGAAAGCAUUGAAAAAAUGCUUUCCUAUUGACAGCUUGAAUGCGCGCGUGGGACUUGCUGCUCAUGCGGCUACGCUGACGUUGGCGGGGGAGGAAUAAGGUAAGCUGCUGAAGGGGUUUUAACCCCUUCAGUGCCACAGGAGGGGGACCCUGAGGGCACUAUAGUGAAACUCAUGUAACCUUCCACGUAUGUUAACAUUAUACCCUCUCCCUACCCAUCUGAUGCAGAGGUUACCUGGUAUUUGGGAUAAAUGGCUCAUUAACUGAUGGCAGUGACUUGGAGGAAAUAUAUUUAGGGGGAGUUAAAAUCCAGAUUGUUUAGCCAAAGACCUGAUUUGUCUGUGAUGCAUUUGUUAACUUUAUAAUUCAUUCUAAUCAUGUGGCUUUAUUCCUAGCAUACAAGAAGCAAUUACAUGAACAGUAUAAGAAGCAAGUUCAAGAAAAGGACAUUUAACUUACCUGCACCUUCUCUGCUCUGUACAUGACUGCUGUAAAAUAUAUGCUUAACUUAAUCCUAAAGUGUACAAAUAAAAGUGGUUUUAUAAUUUUGUCUAGGUUUUUAGCUUUGUGUGAAUUUUAUUUAUUUU
Molecule: messenger RNA, 9687 nt
Organism: Pelobates cultripes (western spadefoot toad)
Lineage: Eukaryota; Metazoa; Chordata; Amphibia; Anura; Pelobatidae
Source: the annotation of a GenBank genome assembly